Messenger RNA from Oryzias melastigma (Indian medaka), 1909 nucleotides. It is a transcript of the gene kdelr2a, whose product is annotated as KDEL endoplasmic reticulum protein retention receptor 2a. Gene Ontology annotation, molecular function: ER lumen protein retrieval receptor activity. The record is from RefSeq and is a predicted model, not a curated record. Lineage: Eukaryota; Metazoa; Chordata; Actinopteri; Beloniformes; Adrianichthyidae. The transcript is spliced from 5 exons. Gene Ontology annotation, cellular component: membrane; cis-Golgi network; endoplasmic reticulum. Gene Ontology annotation, biological process: protein retention in ER lumen; endoplasmic reticulum to Golgi vesicle-mediated transport. The coding region runs from base 175 to 813 and encodes 212 amino acids.
CCCCGCCUCCUUCCACGUCGACCUGCAUCCUCGCCAUAUUUUCACCCCAGCGGAUCCUGCAGAUCUGUGAACCCUAAACCCACCGGGAGUGACUUUUGUGGAGUCAUUUACAUAGCAUUUUCCAGUAAACAAAGAGACUCUGUUUUCAGGUUACCACCUCAUCAUCCCCCAACAAUGAACAUUUUCAGACUGACAGGAGAUCUGUCUCAUCUGGCUGCUAUCAUCAUCCUGCUACUCAAAAUAUGGAAAAGCAGAUCGUGUGCAGGUAUUUCUGGGAAGAGCCAGAUUCUCUUUGCUCUUGUGUUUACUACACGCUACCUGGAUCUGCUCACCUCAUUCAUCUCGCUGUACAACACCAGCAUGAAGAUGAUUUACAUUGGCUGUUCAUACGCCACAGUAUACCUGAUUUAUAUGAAAUUCAGAGCCACCUACGACGGUAACCAUGACAGCUUCAGAGUGGAGUUCCUGGUCGUUCCUGUUGGGGGUCUGGCUGUUCUUAUCAACCAUGACUUUUCUCCUCUAGAGAUCCUUUGGACGUUCUCCAUCUACCUGGAAUCCGUAGCAAUUCUGCCUCAGCUCUUCAUGAUCAGCAAGACGGGCGAGGCGGAGACGAUCACCACCCACUACCUGUUCUGCCUGGGCCUGUACCGGGCCCUCUACCUUUUCAACUGGAUCUGGCGCUUUUACUUUGAAGGCUUCUUUGACAUGAUUGCCAUCGUGGCUGGUGUGGUUCAGACUGUUCUCUACUGUGACUUCUUCUACCUAUAUGUCACUAAAGUGUUGAAAGGCAAGAAACUGAGCUUGCCAGCGUGAUGAGAAGUGAUCGAAGACGGCGACUCCCAGCAGACCCGGAGGGGGCGCCAAGAUGACACGGAGUCCCGUGACUUCCAGCAAUGAAUGCCAGAAACAGAGAGCCAACUAUGGUGGGAAAAAAACACUAGCCUUUAAUUUUCUUCUUUUUUUUGGAUCAUCACUGAUGGAACUGGUAGAACCAGCACCAGAACUGAACAAAAGGCACCCCAGAUCAACGUUUUCUUUUUGGUUUUCUGUGCUCAGCAUUUCGCCUUAAGAGUCUUACCAUUGCUGUUAAAAGUUUUUUUUUAAUUAUUUUUUUACAUGUGAGGUGUUUACGCUUCUUUUUUUUUAUUGAUUUGCAAUAGGAUGAAUUUAAGUAGAACCGUGAUUACCUUUGUGAAAAAAGUGCACAAAAUGUACAGUCUGAUAACAGAGCGAUGUGCCUGAUGAAAGGAAGUUCACUUUCACCAUCUUUUGCAGUUAUUUUGCAUUCAUUGUUUCGGCAAUUUUAUGCAUAUAUUCUAUUUUUAUUUUAGGUUGGAAGCAAAAAAAAAAAAAACACGUUACGCCUCAACGUCUUUUGUAAAAACAUUUUCUUUGGAAAAAUUACAACUUUUUUGUUUAAACAUCCUGUUGUCCUGAAGAAGAACUUUGUGGAUCGAUGAUGAAAAGUAACAACUAAAUCACUUGGAUGCCAGCAAUCAAAUGUGUCGCAUCAGUAUUUUCAAAUGGUGCUUAAGUCAAAUUGAAAUUCAGAGUUGUUUACUGGUCUUUUCUGCUUGUUGUGUUUUAGGAAAAACACAAUCUAUUCCAUUUUAGAAUUAUACUUUGGCACAGUUUGGGUGUAGACACAACCAAUUUUCCUGAAGCACCAAUGUUAAUUUUAAUAACCUCUCCCUGUGCCUUUUUUUUCCUUUUUUUUAUUUUUAUUUUUUUAGAUGUUUAGUUUUUAACCCACAAUCUUUGGUUGUAGGUUGAUUAAAGCAUUGAAACAGCUUAGUAAUCUAUUCAAUUCAUAAGCCUUUGUCAACUUCCUCAACAGUUAUUCUUUUUAAAGUUUUUUUUUUUUUUUUUUGGCAUGAUAUCACCUCCAAUAAAGAUUUUAUGAGAAUCA